Chiroxiphia lanceolata (lance-tailed manakin) is the source of this 1934-nucleotide messenger RNA. RefSeq names its product secernin 3 (gene SCRN3). The transcript is spliced from 7 exons. Bases 59 to 1321 code for a protein of 420 amino acids. Gene Ontology annotation, molecular function: dipeptidase activity; cysteine-type exopeptidase activity. Gene Ontology annotation, biological process: proteolysis. The record is from RefSeq and is a predicted model, not a curated record. NCBI's taxonomy places the organism in Eukaryota, Metazoa, Chordata, Aves, Passeriformes, Pipridae.
CCCGCCCCGCCGCCGGUGCCGCCGCUGUCCCCGCCGGGCCCGCUCAGCGGCCGCCACAAUGUCGCCCUGGCCGUCGCCCCGCUCCUGCGACACCUUCGUGGCGCUGCCGCCCGCCGCGGCCGGGGGCCGCGUGGUGUUCGGGAAGAACUCGGACCGGCCGGCGGACGAGGUGCAGGAGGUCGUGCACUUCCCGGCCGCGACGCACCCGCCCGGCGCCGCGCUGGAGUGCACCUACAUCAGCAUCGAGCAGGCGGAGCGGACCCACGCCGUGGUGCUGAGCCGCCCCGCCUGGCUCUGGGGCGCGGAGAUGGGAGCCAACGAGCACGGCGUGUGCAUCGGGAACGAAGCCGUGUGGGGCAGGGAAGAGGUCUGCGAUAGCGAAGCUCUCCUCGGCAUGGACCUCGUAAGGCUUGGACUUGAAAGAGCAGACACAGCUGAAAAGGCUCUUAAUGUCAUAGUUGAUUUGCUGGAAAAAUAUGGGCAGGGAGGAAACUGUAUGGAGAGCCACAUGACAUUUACAUACCAUAACAGUUUUCUGAUAGCUGACAGAAAGGAAGCAUGGGUGUUGGAGACAUCAGGAAAAUACUGGGCAGCAGAAAAAGUAGAAGGAGGUGUACGUAAUAUUUCCAACCAGCUCUCUAUCACAACCAAGAUUGACAGAGAACACCCAAAAUUGAAGGAAUAUGCUAAAAGCAAUGGCUGGUGGGAUGGGGAAAAGGAAUUUGAUUUCGCUGCCACAUAUUCUUAUGUCAAUACUGCCAGAAUGACCACAACCAGAGGCCGAUAUUGUGAAGGCUAUAAACUUCUGAACAAACAUAAAGGAUCUAUCACUUCUGAAAUAAUGAUGGAAAUUCUUCGUGACAAAGAGAGUGGCAUUAACAUGGAAGGUGGAUUUAUGACAACUGGCAGCAUGGUGUCUGUACUGCCUCAGCAGCCUAAUCUGCCCUGUAUUCACUACUUUACUGGAACUCCAGAUCCAGCAAGGUCUGUAUUCAAGCCUUUCAUUUUUGUGCCCGAUAUUACUCAGUUAUUAAAAACUACAUCCCCUACAUUUGGUCAUGAUGAUCCAGUUAAGAAGCAACCGCGUUUCCAGAGUAAGCCAGAUCGAAGACAUGAGCUCUAUAAAAAACAUGAAAGUGCCGCUGUAGUUAUGGAAACUAAUGAGGGCAAAGGUAAAGAAAUGCUUGAGGAGAUACAGAAGCUGGAGAAACAGAAGAUAAGUCAAAUGGAAUCAAUCCUGCAAAAUGGAUGUCUUGAUGUUAACCAAGUGGUUAAACUUUUUUCACAGUGUGUAGAAGAAGAACUCAAAAUAUAUAGCUAAGAAUAUUAUUUGAAUGGGGUAAAAUUCUGCAUUACAAUUAGGUUUUCAAUGAAGAGGCUAUAUAGAUUACAUCUUAUUUUCAGUAUACCACUUAAUAUGGACAGUUUUAAAAUUGCAGAUUCAAUAUUUAGGACAAAUAUUAGGCUUUUGAUUGUAGGAAGCAAUGCUGAAAAGGCUCCUAAGAGCUGGGCAGUGGCUUUGUACAUGGCACAAAGCUGUCAGCAGAGACUGAUUUUGCCAACAAACAGAUGCAAUUAGAAUGCAAUAGCUUGACUAAAUUGUGGAACAGCUCCAUCUCUGGAUGAAGAACACCAAUUCAGCUUUGGAGAACUCAGUUCUAGUGUACACACAUGUAGCUUUUAUAGUCAAGAGAACUGUAGCAGAAGUCAGACUACCUGAAUUAAAAUGGCCAUGCUGAAGACUUUGCAAAAUGUAGAAUCUGUGCUGAGUGCUGAAUGAAAAGGAAAGUGAUAUGCAAGUCAAGUAAGAUCGAUAGUCAGUUGUUUGAUGAAACCAUUCUAAGACACAUUUCUUAUAUGAACCUUCUACUCCGUCAAUGUAAAAUAGGCUAAGAGUUCAAGGUAUAUUAAAAACAAAUCACAGUUAUAAAUUU